AUAUAUGUAUAUAUGUAGAAUUUUAACAAGUGUCUAGUCAAGAACGUACUCUAUCUACUAGCAAUGCAUUUGUCGGUAUUUUUUUGUAUUGCACCACUGAAAUUUCGUGAGUAGUCCACGCCGUCUGACUAAAUUAAAUUUAACUGCUUAGUUGAUUUGAAAUAUAUAUGCUGUACAAACAACGCAUAUAUUUAUAUAUAAUAUGACAUAAAAAAAAUUGUUUAACAUAAUUAUUGAAUUACAUAAUGAUUGUAAAUAAAAAAUCGGCAUCUAAAUAUUCUAGAGUGUUCAAUAAUUAAUUAUUUAAAUACAACAAAACGUGUGUAACAUUACCGCCGCCAUUGCGCAUUCUAAUAUAAUUACGCAAGUACUGUGUUAUUAAAAAGUCAACAAUGGCUAGUUAUGUCACAAUGGGUUCAACACGACAGUCUGAUGAAACAAUGGAGGAUGAUAAUGAUGAUAAAGAUGAUACGAAGAGGAAGUCACGAAAUUUGAGUGAAAAGAAAAGACGAGAUCAGUUUAAUAUGCUGGUCAAUGAGCUGGGUAGUAUGGUCAGUACCAAUACACGUAAAAUGGAUAAAUCGACGGUUUUAAAAUCAACAAUAUUAUUUUUAAAAAAUCAUAAUGAAAUUGCCGUACGUUCACGAGCCCACGAGAUCCAAGAAGACUGGAAGCCGUCAUUCCUCUCAAACGAAGAGUUCACUCACCUGAUACUCGAAGCAUUGGACGGAUUUAUAAUGAUAUUUUCAUCAAACGGUCGCAUUUACUACGCAUCCGAAAGUGUGAGCUCGCUUCUGGGCUACCUGCCUAGUGAGCUGACCAACUCAAGCAUCUACGAGAUAACUUACGAAGAAGACCAGUCGCUUCUUUACAACAUUCUCCUUAACCCCAGCCCGGUCCUCGACCACCACCAAAUAAAAGAAGAGCACCAGGUCUCCUUUACCUGCCACAUAAAACGCGGAAGCCUCGACCUCCAAGAAGAGCCGACCUAUGAACGGGUUCGUUUCGUCGGUUACUUCCGUUCGAACUCAGACAUCGAGUCCCUUUUGCCCAGCAAUCGUUACUCCUCGAGCACCAGCGACUCUAAAGUCAUUUUCGUCGGCACCGGACGUCUACUUACCCCCCAUUUAAUUCAAUACAUGUCACUAGUGGACAGUACCAAGCUAGAAUUUACCUCACGCCACAGUCUCGAGUGGAAGUUUUUGUUUCUAGACCAUCGGGCGCCUCCAAUAAUCGGGUACCUGCCCUUCGAAGUUCUCGGCACUUCCGGCUACGAUUAUUACCACGUCGAUGAUCUGGACAAAGUCGUCUCUUGCCACGAGUCUCUGAUGAAAAAAGGCGAAGGGACUUCAUGUCACUACCGUUUUUUAACGAAAGGCCAGCAGUGGAUUUGGCUUCAAACCCGAUUCUACAUUGACUACAAUCAAUGGAACUCAAAACCUGAGUUCAUUGUCUGUACCCACAAAGUUGUGAGCUACACUGAAGUACUUAAACAAUUGAAAAAACUAAAAGAUGGGCCUAAUCAAGAGACAACUGAAUCAAUAGCUGCAGCAGUGAUGACACCUUCUGCAACAAAACAAACACGUUCAUCAUGGUCACCAAAAUCUGGCCGCACUAAAAUCACUUCACAAAAUAUUUACCGAGGUACUGAAGCAGAUACUUCGUCUUUGUCAAUUAGUCCACAAAGCUUACGACAAUCUGUGUCGGCGACACAAAGUCCUAAAUCUAAAAUACUAGCAAAUGCUGUGAAAUCUGGCCCAGGACUUAAUGGACAAAGACUCGGACUAAAUGGACAAGGAACGAUAGUUAAUGGACAAGUAACAUCUAGUAGACAGGAACCAGGAGUUUGUGGCCAAGCUCCAGAGUCUAAUGAACAAAAUCUUGGCUCUGGUGGACAAGGUCUUGGAUCUAGUGGACAAGUGCCAAGAUCUAAUGGACUAGGGCCAGAGCUUAGUGGACAGGGGCCAGGUCCUAGUGGUCAAAUAUCUAGACCAGGAAGACAAUUAGCUAUUGAAUUAGUCCCCGAUGAAAUUUGUAAUAAUUAUAUUGAACCAAAUUAUACGGAUCCAAUAAUAUCUGCAGUUCCAUCUACAAAUUUUUUAUCACCAGCACCACCAGUUACCGUAACAUUACCCAGUACGAUGAUCGUUAAUCCUCAGUCAAUAACAACAGCAAUUUCACAAAAUCAAAUGCAGUCGGAGUUGCAGCGAAAGCAUGAAGAGUUACAGCAACUGAUAGUGCAUCAGCAAGAAGAACUGAGACGUGUUUCCGAACAAUUAUUGAUAGCGCGUUAUGGUAUUUUAUCACCGCUUAUAAAUACCAAUUUGCCCCAAUACAACGGGGCUGCUGGGAUUGGUAGUGUCGGGAGUGUCAGUGUGACCGGUGCGUGCCAAGGUAAUGAAGAAAGAACUGAACUUACUAGUGUCAAUGAUGUGAGCAUCAAUAUUUUGCCAGUACCAGUUAGUAUCCCAGUACCGGUUAGUGUCCCGGUACCCAUUUUACCCAUGCCCACUUUCCCCCGUUCCCCGACAGUGAUCCCGGUCGCGCCGAUAGUUAUUCCGGCCCAGGUUACUGACAACACAGCGACUGUGCCAUUUAUUAACCAGAGACUUCUCCAGGAGCCGAGACACGAAGGGAUCCAACAUUCCCAGCAGGCCCAGGGACGAGGACUGACUGAUGCUGGGGAAAUGAUCAAUUACUCAAUUGGCCAACAAGAUAUUAUUUACAACAAUGCCGAGGCUAGAAAUACCCACAGAUCGAUGAUUAAUCAAUAGCUGGUUAAUUAAUUAAAUUUAUGUGGCCAAAUAAUUUUUUUAUGUCGGUAUGAAAAGGUUGAUAAUUAUCGUGGCCUUAAUGAGUGGAGAUAAAAAAUUUUAAAUGAGAUUUAUUAAUAUUAUUUUACACAUAUAUAGACAAUACUUAAAUAAAUUUAACAAGUAGUUAAUUAAAUUUUGUGCUGAUUAAUUUUAAAUUACUGUUAAUUAUCCCAUCGAUGAACUAGAAAUUGAUGGAAAAAAAUUUUUUUUAAGUAUUUAAUAAGUCGGGAAAAGUAAUUUAGGUCUUCAGAAUUAGAUUUUACGGUUACGUGCGUUAAUAUCCCCGCACAAAAUAUCCCCGGACAUAAUAUCCCUGCGACAAAAUAUCCUAGGAACAAUAUAUCUCUGUGACGAACUAUAAAAAAAAAAUAGUUUUAUUAUUAGAUUCGGUCCAUUGCGGAAAUUUCAGGGAUGGCCUGCAAGGUCUAUUGCUUUCUCUUUGCCUAUUUAAGCAUAUAAAUAAAAAAUUUUCAAUUAAUUAAAAACAUUAGUAGAGAACAUUAAUUAGCUUAUUAUCGUGCUGUGCCCUUUUUUCGCGGAUUUUGUGUGUGUUUAUUUGGAAAUAGGCCAACACAUAAGCUUGUUAUCGUGCUGGGCCCCAAACACGUCACACCCCGAGAUUGGGAUUUUUCUUCCAUCACGAUAAAAACUAUUGGAUGGCAUUCCAAUACAAUUCUUUAAAUUUUAAAUUUCAAAUUCUAACAAUAAUAUAUUUACAUUGAAACUUAUUUAUUAAUAUGAUUUUUGAAAGAAAUUUUGAACUAUUGUGAUAUUUUGUCGGGUGAUAUUUUGUCGAGAUAUUAACGCGUGUCACCAGAUUUUACAUUAACUUUGGAUAUAAUUUUUUUUUUAUUUCGAUCUCUGUAGAUCUCUGCACUAAAAAUCGGGAGUGAAUUCGGAGUGGGUACGAAUUUUAUUUAAAUCCGAAUUCACUCCGUAUUUAAUCCGCGUUCACUUUGAAAAUUUUUUACAGUCUGAAGAUCGAGAUAAAUUUUAAAUUUUAAUUUUGAAAUUUAUGAAAAAAAUUUUCAAAAAAAUUGAUCUCUGGAUCUGAUAAGAUCUAAAUUUUUUUUUUGAAGACGAAAGAGAAUCGCUUGACUUAUAAUUAAAAAUAAAAUAAAUUGGGACCAAAGUAUGUGUAAUUUUUUUUGAAAAUUUACUUAUACUUUUUUUAGGAUAAAAUGAUAAAUAUUUUAUGAUAACUUGUAACGGCAUAGAGAUGAAUUCCAUAAUUAGUACAAAUCUUUAUAUAUUUAAUAUGAUCUCUGACUAUUAGAAUAAUUUAAAAAUAUAUAUGUAAUAUAUACAUAAGUGUAAAUAUAUAUAUUUGUAUAAGUAUUUAUAUAUUUUAAAAUUUAUACGGUACUCAUAUUUAAAAUGUUAUUGAUAACAAA
This is a messenger RNA of Microplitis mediator, 4210 nucleotides long. RefSeq names its product circadian locomoter output cycles protein kaput-like (gene Clk). Gene Ontology annotation, biological process: circadian regulation of gene expression; regulation of transcription by RNA polymerase II. The coding region runs from base 393 to 2774 and encodes 793 amino acids. The transcript has 4 exons. Gene Ontology annotation, cellular component: nucleus; CLOCK-BMAL transcription complex; cytoplasm. Gene Ontology annotation, molecular function: RNA polymerase II cis-regulatory region sequence-specific DNA binding; protein dimerization activity; DNA-binding transcription factor activity, RNA polymerase II-specific. The record is from RefSeq and is a predicted model, not a curated record. Lineage: Eukaryota; Metazoa; Arthropoda; Insecta; Hymenoptera; Braconidae.